Bufo bufo (common toad) is the source of this 1322-nucleotide messenger RNA. RefSeq names its product DnaJ heat shock protein family (Hsp40) member C17 (gene DNAJC17). Gene Ontology annotation, cellular component: spliceosomal complex. The transcript is spliced from 8 exons. The coding region runs from base 33 to 1172 and encodes 379 amino acids. NCBI's taxonomy places the organism in Eukaryota, Metazoa, Chordata, Amphibia, Anura, Bufonidae. Gene Ontology annotation, molecular function: RNA binding. The record is from RefSeq and is a predicted model, not a curated record. Gene Ontology annotation, biological process: spliceosomal complex disassembly.
GGGUACAUAUUGUCGUUUAGGAAGCCGUCAGGAUGGCUUCAGGAAAAAUGGCGGCGUCCAAGGAGCUGAUGCAGAUGGAUUUGUAUGGGUUGCUUGGUAUAGACGCUGAGGCUUCUGAGAAAGAGAUUAAGAAGGCGUACAGGCAGAAAGCUUUAACUUGCCAUCCAGACAAAAAUCCAGAUAACCCACGAGCAGCUGAGCUCUUCCACCAGUUGUCCCAGGCUUUAGAAGUGUUGACUGAUGGAGCGGCCAGGGCCGCGUAUGACAGACUCAGGAAAGCCAAAGUAGCAGCAGCAAAGAGAACUCAGAAACUCGAUGAGAAAAGAAAGAAGGUGAAACUUGAUCUUGAAGCUAGGGAGAAAGAAGCACAAGUCACAGAUGAGGAAGAGGCGUAUGUUGCUCGGACAUUCGAGCAAGAGAUAAUACGACUGCGUGAAGAGGGGUCAAGACAACUAGAAGAGCAGCAAAGGUUGGUUCGGGAGCAGAUCAGGUUGGAAACGUUGCAGAAGACACAAGGGCAACGAGGGAAGACCCGCUCAUGCCGAGAUCGGUUUCGGCGGGAGCUCGUAAUUUCCCAGGGACACGGUGGCGAUGGGGGUCUUCGCAAGAAGCCAUAUCUUUAUACUAAGCAGCUUCAGUGUUUGAGACCUCUGCUGGAUCUUGGGCCGACCGUUGACAGCCUGGAGGACCAAGGGGGUCAUGCAACGCGCUCGACAGACGAUGAGCAAGCUGCUGGUCCCCUGGAAUCCCCUCGUCCUGUGGCUGAAGAGGCCGAAUCUGUAGAACAGCUGGCUCGUCCUGAGAGUCAGGAGGAGUCUUCUGCUUUGAAGGGAGCUGCUGUAGUUCCAUCGAGCCCAGAACGACCCAGGAGACAGCCACGGCGGAGAAGGGGGACUAGAGACCUUCUGGAUUCUGCCUCAAAUACUCGAGCCCUGAUUGAUAGUCAGGUGCUCGAGUAUUUGAGGCAGAGAAGGGAUGAAAGGAAAGUGGAGCGCAUGCUCAGUGGGCUCGCUCCCCUGAUAGAAAGUUUAUCUAUCCAGAAAAAAGCAUUAUUUGUCAACAUUAUGUCUUCCGUGGCCCUUAUCAUGGAUUCACCAAUGGAUCCAAUGGAGCUUGUGUGCACUUUGGAUAACCUGAAGCAGCGGGCUUUAAUGUUAUCCACAGACCCAUAACCUGGGCCCAGCAUGGUGUCACACCCUGCUGGGCCCAGCUCUUAUUAUUCAUAGUCCCUAUACUCACAGGAGCAUGAAUAUGGCUCCCGGGCGCAUUAUGAAGGCUCUCGGGACCUUUCAUAAGGGAGCUUAUGGAGUUUUUUAUUUAUG